AUGUGUCAUACACGUCAAGGGCGCACAAGGCCAGGUCUGGGGUGUGGUCUUGGUGGAGCCCUGGGGGUUUUGGUCGCUGGCAAAGCACCAACACGACCUCAAGAGGGCGGCAAGGCGCGUGUCAGGCUGACCACUGAGAAGGAGGCUAUAUGGAGUUGGUUGGGAGUCUUGGUGAAAGUUGCACAUUCUAUAGUCACAGUUGGGGGCCUUCCUCACGCGGGACGUACGUUUGUUACAAAUGACAAGGCCCCGACAACUCUAAAAAUUCGCCUGACGCUCAGGAAAGCAAGUGGAGGCCAAGCCAUCAAUGGGAGCUCGUCCUUGGUUCAGGGUACUUCGGGCGGCAGGCAGCCGACGACGGUUCGGGACAGGGAUCUACAAUACAGCCACCAAAUGUGGUACUUGUCGCAGCUACGCAGGGGGUAA
Molecule: messenger RNA, 426 nt
Organism: Pyricularia pennisetigena
Lineage: Eukaryota; Fungi; Ascomycota; Sordariomycetes; Magnaporthales; Pyriculariaceae
Exons: 2
Coding region: 1-426 (141 amino acids)
Source: RefSeq, a predicted model, not a curated record